AUGAACUUCCCAGAAGUAGAAAAGGGUGACAAGCAAAUAAAGUAAGCCAAUCUAUAGACGAAUUAAAUCAAAAAGAGGAAACCUAUUGAUUCAGAUACCAAAGCAAAUCUGGUAUAUAGUGUAGUUAAAGAUCGUUUACCCAUUUAUUAAGCAGCCAUCAUUCACAAAGUUAAAUAUUCAUCUGCUAAACAUAUAUUAAGGAAUUACUACAGUGACACUACUAAUUAUUUAACUGCCCAAAAAAAGAGAAGGAAGAAGAUAAUUUGGGAUGGAGCCACAAUCUUAGUCAAUACUAAUACUGGAAAUAUCAUAAUGUAUUCAUAAUAAAAUUAAACAAUCCAAUGUUUGAACAAUGAUGUCAAUGCUUAGCUUAAAUAAAUAGUCCUUGACAAUCUCAGUUUAUGUAUUAAGUAAGAACACUCUGGUAUCAAGACUUAAAACUUACAAACGAAAUAAAAUUUUAAAACCAUAAAAUAAGAUAUUAAAACAGAAAAAAUAGAAGACAAACUAUUGUCUCUUUUGAGGACACUUAAAAAUUAACACUAAGAAAUGAUAUCAUGAUAUCUAUUUAAUAUCUUUAUUAUAUAUGUUUGAUUUAAUAUUUUAGAAUCUCA
Paramecium tetraurelia is the source of this 614-nucleotide messenger RNA. RefSeq lists its product as uncharacterized. Lineage: Eukaryota; Ciliophora; Oligohymenophorea; Peniculida; Parameciidae. The transcript has 2 exons. The record is from RefSeq and is a predicted model, not a curated record.